AUGGCGCAGCAUUCUGGCCGUGACGCCGUGACCGACAAGGUGGUACUGGACCCAGACGUGUACUGCUCACUCGUUAAGUGCGCUUUCAACGGAGCGUUCCAGAGAAAAACUGAAAUGAACGAGCACUCGUUACUUUUCAAGCAGCUGGUCAACAACCUUGUCGACGCCCCAUCAGAAUCUUCCCAGCAUAAUCCGCCGGAGCCGAAAACAGGAGUCCUCAAUGGGAACCUGAAGGAGUCCAUAGACGCAAUAAAGGCCGAUUUCCUGGACCACUACUCGCUGCUGUAUAACCUCCAGGAAUACAGCAUCAAGGAGCGCCUCGAAAUUUUAGGCAGACAUGCCCCGGUGGAGAACACAGUGGCACAUGAGACGACACGAGCCACGAAGAUCCCGACAGGUGAAACGACCUACGCGCAGCGUGCCGCAGCGCCGGAGGAAGCCAUCAAGGAGGAGCCGUCAGUAUCCCAAGGCGUGCUUUCCAUGAUCGACUCGCUUAAGCACAAGUUUGAGACCCUCAACAAUCGCAUAGAAGCAUUGGACAACGAGAUAGAAGCCGAAGUUGGCGAUCCCAACCUCAGGGAGUGGGAGUACUCCAAGGAGUCCAUGCACCUCCGCGGCCACCACGACCUCGAGGGCGACGCGGAGCUCUGCAACCAUAUUAGAAAUCUGUACGCUUAUCUGAGCCAUCAGGCGAAGAUCAACGACCAGAAGAUUGAAGCUAUGCGAAACCGGCUCAUCACUCUUCAAGCACACGCCAAGAUACUGAGCAAGCGGCAACCGAAUGACACCAGGGUAGCAUUCUGA
Messenger RNA from Babesia ovata, 804 nucleotides. RefSeq lists its product as uncharacterized. The coding region runs from base 1 to 804 and encodes 267 amino acids. NCBI's taxonomy places the organism in Eukaryota, Apicomplexa, Aconoidasida, Piroplasmida, Babesiidae. The record is from RefSeq and is a predicted model, not a curated record. The transcript is spliced from 2 exons.